CAAAACAGGGCUUUUUGUAAAUUAGCUAAUUUGUUAUAAAACCUCUUUACACUGUCACUGCAAUGUCCCAGAUUCAUUCAGUUACUGGCGUUCCUCAAUGGGAACAUCGCGUUCGCUUCAUCCUCUGUUUUCUGGGUUUAGUCCUGUCGGUUUACGCGCUACACGUCGAACUUUCCCGGGAGAAUGAUCCGGAAUAUCGUGCGAUGUGCGACCUGGGUCAUUCCGUGAGCUGCUCGAAGGUCUUCACCUCCAGAUGGGGACGUGGAUUUGGGCUCGUCCAGAUCUUCACUUCCAAAGACAGCGUGUUGAAUCAGCCGAACAGUGUGUUGGGAAUCAUUUUCUAUACGCUGCAGCUGGGUUUGGGUCAGUUAGUGUCCGGCCGAUCAGCGUUCUUCCUCGUCAUGUUCUCUUGGGUGUCAGUGGCUGGAUCAGUGUAUCUGGCUGCUAUUCUUGCCUUCGUCUUGGGUGAUUUCUGUGUGGUGUGUGUCUCCACCUACAUCGUAAACUUUGCACUUCUCUACACAAACCUAAAGAGAAGGACAGGACUGGAGGGACGUCUGAAGAGAGGGAAGAGUGAAUAAA
Rhinichthys klamathensis goyatoka is the source of this 582-nucleotide messenger RNA. It is a transcript of the gene vkorc1, whose product is annotated as vitamin K epoxide reductase complex, subunit 1. NCBI's taxonomy places the organism in Eukaryota, Metazoa, Chordata, Actinopteri, Cypriniformes, Leuciscidae. Gene Ontology annotation, molecular function: vitamin-K-epoxide reductase (warfarin-sensitive) activity. The record is from RefSeq and is a predicted model, not a curated record. The transcript is spliced from 3 exons. Gene Ontology annotation, biological process: vitamin K metabolic process; peptidyl-glutamic acid carboxylation. The coding region runs from base 63 to 581 and encodes 172 amino acids.